GAGUCAGGACAGUCACACAUUCUCCGGGCUGUGGGGCUGGGCGCAGCCAGCGUCGCCCCCCCCUGCACCCCCCUGCCCUCCGCGCGCACCCUGGGACGCGCAGGCUCUCCAGCGCUGCGCUUGGGGGGGGCUCCUCGGCACCCCAGCCUUGAGUCCCCAGCUUGCUGCACCUCCGGGGGUCCCCCCCCUCCUAGCCGCCAGAGACACCAGGAGUUGUCGCAAGGGGGCCUCGGGAAAUUCCCUGGACCCCUGUGCCAGGAGGUGCCCGGCUCGCCCGCUCCCCACCCACACCCCCCCGAGGGCGGUGCCCGGGGGCGCUGCCCCAUGGUGCGGGGAGGCGGGCGCCGUCUGCUCCUGGAGCCGUGACCUGAGUCGGAGCUGUGUGUCGCAGCCGCCCCGACCCCUGCUGAUCAUGCGUCGUCGUCCCUGGCUUGCCAGUCCCGCCGGGCUGUGAGCCCCUCAUUCCCAGCCGGGCACGGCCCGCGCGCCAUGGGCAGCGCCCACCCCCGCCCCUGGCUGCGGCUCCGACCCCGGCCCCAGCCGCGGCCUGAGCUCUGGGCGCUCCUGUUCUUCCUACUGCUGCUGGCUGCCGCCGUGCCCAGGUCAGCACCCAACGACAUCCUGGGCCUCCGCCUUCCCCCAGAGCCUGUGCUCAACGCCAACACAGUGUGCCUGACAUUGCCCGGCCUGAGCCGGCGGCAGAUGGAGGUGUGUGUGCGUCACCCUGACGUGGCGGCCUCAGCCAUCCAGGGCAUCCAGAUUGCCAUCCAUGAAUGCCAACACCAGUUCCGGGACCAGCGCUGGAACUGUUCUAGCCUGGAGACUCGCAACAAGAUUCCCUACGAGAGUCCCAUCUUCAGCAGAGGUUUCCGAGAGAGCGCUUUCGCCUACGCCAUCGCCGCAGCUGGAGUGGUGCACGCGGUGUCCAACGCCUGCGCCCUGGGCAAACUUCGAGCCUGCGGUUGCGAUGCGUCGCGACGCGGGGACGAGGAGGCCUUCCGUCGCAAGCUGCACCGCCUGCAGCUGGACGCGCUGCAGCGCGGUAAAGGCCUGAGCCAUGGGGUCCCAGAACACCCUGCCCUGCCUCCUGCCAGCCCAGGCCUGCAGGACUCUUGGGAGUGGGGCGGCUGCAGUCCCGACGUAGGCUUCGGGGAGCGCUUCUCUAAGGACUUUCUAGACUCCCGGGAGCCUCAUAGAGACAUCCACGCCCGCAUGAGGCUCCACAACAACCGAGUUGGGAGGCAGGCGGUGAUGGAGAACAUGCGGCGAAAGUGCAAGUGCCACGGCACGUCGGGCAGCUGCCAGCUGAAGACGUGCUGGCAGGUGACGCCCGAGUUCCGCGCCGUGGGGGCGCUGUUGCGCAGCCGCUUCCACCGCGCCACGCUCAUCCGGCCGCACAACCGCAACGGUGGCCAGCUGGAACCCGGCCCCGCGGGGGCACCCUCGCCGCCGCCGGGCAUUCCGGGGCCGCGACGUCGGGCCAGCCCCGCUGACCUGGUCUACUUCGAGAAGUCGCCCGACUUCUGCGAGCGCGAGCCGCGCCUGGACUCGGCGGGCACCGUGGGCCGCCUGUGCAACAAGAGCAGCGCGGGCCCGGACGGCUGCGGCAGCAUGUGCUGCGGCCGCGGCCACAACAUCCUGCGCCAGACGCGCAGCGAGCGCUGCCACUGCCGCUUCCACUGGUGCUGCUUCGUGGUCUGCGAGGAGUGCCGCAUCACCGAGUGGGUCAGUGUCUGCAAGUGAGCCUGAUCCCGAGAGAGGGGCCCCUUCUACAGCCUGGGCCCCUGCCGCCUGAGAUCUGGGCGCCAGCACGGCAUCUCCCUUGGCUCCUGGAGAGGAGGUGGCACCUCCCAGCUCUGAAAAAUCUACAAUCACCUGACAGUCCACGCCUAUCUAAACCCCACUGCCCACUUCCACGGGCUCUAAGAUUGAUUGGUCUCCCCUCUUCC
Dipodomys ordii (Ord's kangaroo rat) is the source of this 1949-nucleotide messenger RNA. It is a transcript of the gene Wnt10a, whose product is annotated as wingless-type MMTV integration site family, member 10A. Bases 490 to 1743 code for a protein of 417 amino acids. Gene Ontology annotation, molecular function: cytokine activity; frizzled binding. The record is from RefSeq and is a predicted model, not a curated record. Gene Ontology annotation, biological process: cell fate commitment; multicellular organism development; canonical Wnt signaling pathway. Gene Ontology annotation, cellular component: extracellular region. The transcript is spliced from 4 exons. Lineage: Eukaryota; Metazoa; Chordata; Mammalia; Rodentia; Heteromyidae.